AUGCAGCACAUCACGUACAACUAUCUCCACGAUCCUAAGUGCAAAGCUGUGUGGUUAUUUGCUAUGGAUUUCAGUAAAGCGUUUGACAGCGUUAAUCACGAACUUUUCUUAGAUAAUCAUCCUGCUUUGUUUAAAUACGCUGACGAUUCAACCCGCAUUGUUCCAGUUUGGAGUAACGGCCACUGUUGUACAGAUUUAGUUGAUCGGUUUAUAACUUGGUCUAAGGACAAUAGCAUGAUGUGUAACCUGUCAAAAUGUAAGGAGCUUAUCUUUCGUAAGAAAGGUUUUAGUCAGAACAUAGCGCCAGUUAACAACAUUCCGCAAUGCACGGAGCUGUCUAUUUUAGGUGUCAUGUUUCAGGAAAGUUGUAAGUACGGCGAACAUGUACGAGUUAAGCUGAUGGAGGCGAAUAAGUGUCUAUUUAUAUUAAGAUCUCUAUGGAAGGAUGGUUUCAGUCAAAGCGAAGUUGACCGCCUAAGUAGCACCAUAGUUCUACCGAAUUUCACUUAUGGUGUAUUCAUUUAUGUUGCGGUAGAUUCAGACCUCACGGUCAUACAAAAUUUCCUAGAGAGGUGCUUUAAAAGGAAAAUAUAUCAAAGAAAAUAG
Molecule: messenger RNA, 606 nt
Organism: Stylophora pistillata
Lineage: Eukaryota; Metazoa; Cnidaria; Anthozoa; Scleractinia; Pocilloporidae
Source: RefSeq, a predicted model, not a curated record